This is a messenger RNA of Ramularia collo-cygni, 1116 nucleotides long. RefSeq lists its product as uncharacterized. The record is from RefSeq and is a predicted model, not a curated record. NCBI's taxonomy places the organism in Eukaryota, Fungi, Ascomycota, Dothideomycetes, Mycosphaerellales, Mycosphaerellaceae. The transcript has 5 exons. The coding region runs from base 1 to 1116 and encodes 371 amino acids.
AUGUUGGUGGGAGAACUCUCUGGUCUGAACCAUGCCGGUCGGCUCGCUUUCAUCUCAGGCCUGGUUAUGGAGAUUCUGGCUCUGUGUGCUGUGUUGUUGAGAUUUUCGACCAAGUUCAAGACACGACUGCCAUUUUCCCCGGACGAUUACCUUUUGCUGGGGGGCUUGGUUACAUUCCAAGCUUGGUUUGGAGUGCAAGUUUGGGGUUUGGUACAAGGUGGAGGAGGGAGGAAUAUUCAGGAUCCUACGUUUGAUUUCACAAGACUUAGGACUUUCUUGCAGGCUCUAUACGCCGUCGAACCACUUUACGGACUCAGCGUAACACUCAUAAAACUCAGCAUCCUAGUCUUCCUCCAUCGAAUCUUCUACAACAGCGGCAAGAGCAUCAUAAUAUAUUCACUCUACACCAUCUGUGUCCUCUGGUGGAUCGUCUAUACCAUUACUACCUGCGYCAACUGUCGCCCGGUCCACAAAUUCUGGAAUCCGAAAGUCGAGGGUUACUGCUAUAAUUACGGAAAAUUCUGGCUGGGAGUCGAAAUUGUGGAUAUUCUGAUCAAUUUCAGUAUCCUCAUCACGCCGCUGAAUGUACUCUGGAGGUUGAAAUUGCCGAUGAACAAGAAAAUCUCAGCUAGUGCACUAUUCGUCUUUGGCGGAUUUGUUUGCAUAACCGGUGUAAUCCGUCUCGCCCUCACAUACAUCCCAGGCAGCGCCUUCGUUUCCUUCUCCCAAGCAUACCUCUGGACAAACAUCCACAUAGGCGUCGCAAUAAUCUGCGCUUGCCUCCCGCUCCUCGCGCCAAUUUUAGGCGGUAUCGGACAUGUACUUCGGGGUUCCGUGACGGGCGUUUCGCAGCUUUUACAGUCCAUGCGACGAGGUUCGAAUUUUUCGCGAGAUCAGUCUAAGAAUGAUGAUGAUUCAGAUGCGGAUGUGGAGAGGGGAGGUAGUAAUAGGGAUCCUUAUAUGGGUGGGGAGGAUGUUGCUUCUUGGAGUGCUACUGCUAAAGGCGCUUUUGGUGAACGUGAGGAGGUGCUGCAGUUGCAAACGUUUCCGGAACGUGCAGAAAAUAGGGCGGAUUCUGCGUGUAUUCGUGUGGAGACUACUAUUUCUGUCAAGUAG